Messenger RNA from Setaria italica (foxtail millet), 1312 nucleotides. Its product is annotated as NAC domain-containing protein 35. Gene Ontology annotation, molecular function: DNA binding. NCBI's taxonomy places the organism in Eukaryota, Viridiplantae, Streptophyta, Magnoliopsida, Poales, Poaceae. Gene Ontology annotation, biological process: regulation of DNA-templated transcription. The transcript is spliced from 3 exons. Bases 77 to 1000 code for a protein of 307 amino acids. The record is from RefSeq and is a predicted model, not a curated record.
GCAAGGCGAAGCAAGCAGAGCUGAAGGAGGAGAGCACUUGAGGCCUAGCACGAGAGAGCACACAACAGCGACGGCAAUGGCGUCCAUGGAAGUGGAGCAGGAUCUCCCGGGCUUCCGGUUCCACCCCACCGAGGAGGAGCUCCUCGACUUCUACCUCGCCCACAUGGUCCACGGCAAGAAGCUCCACUUCGACAUCAUCGGCACGCUCAACAUCUACCGCCACGACCCAUGGGACCUUCCUGCGAUGGCGAAGAUCGGGGAGAGGGAGUGGUACUUCUUCGUGCCGCGGGACCGGAAGGCCGGCAGCGGCGGGCGGCCGAACCGGACGACGGAGCGCGGGUUCUGGAAGGCCACGGGGUCGGACAGGGCCAUCCGGAGUUCGGAGAACGCCAAGCGGGUGAUCGGGCUCAAGAAGACGCUCGUCUUCUACCAGGGGCGCGCCCCGCGGGGCACCAAGACGGACUGGGUCAUGAACGAGUACCGCCUCCCCGACUACGGCACCGGCCGCGGAGCGCCGCCGCCUCCCCAGGAGGACAUGGUGCUGUGCAAGAUCUACCGGAAAGCCACCCCACUGAAGGAGCUGGAACAGAGAGCCUCUGCCAUGGAGGAGAUGCAGAGGCGCAGCGACGCUGCACACUACACGGCCAGGGCAUCCCUGACCCAGGCCUCGGCCUCCGCCGGCGACGACUACCUGUCGUCCGACGACAGCUUCCUCUUCCCCUCCGCUUCCUCGUCGCCGCCAUCGGGCGACAGCUACAGCGCGCACAAGGAAGCCAAGCAGGAAGCGGCAGAAGCGACGGUCACGGUGGCGUCGACGUCUCUGAUGCAGGCGGCGAACAUGGCCGUCAUGCAGCCCCCGGCGGUGAGGCACGGCGACCUGCCUACCCUGCAGGUGCCGACGAACCAUGGAGCCCUGGACUGGAUGCAGGACCUGUCCCAGCUACGCAGCCCGUGGCAGGACCAGUUUUUCUUGUCUCCCUUGGCCAAUCUGCUCUCUUGAAGGGUUUCAAAAAUCUGCUCUCUUGAAGGGGACAAUACUGGAAGAAGGUGAAGUGUCCCAAUCUAGUCGCGUUAUCAGAAUGCGUUUCAGGUUCAGCUUUGCAAGGUGCGAGCUGCAAGCGUGAUGCUAGCUUAGAGGUGAAACCGGUUGUACAUACUGAAUAUUAGUUUUAGAUGCGAUUAGUUAUUGUGGAUGCCUUUUGGUAUGUUAUGUUUGACAUGACUGAAAUCGCAAUAAAUUAACUGAGAAUUGGUGGUUCUGUUUGCUACGUUCUACAAUCCUGAUCCUUCAGAAAACAAAAUACUUGAUGAA